Benincasa hispida (wax gourd) is the source of this 3552-nucleotide messenger RNA. Lineage: Eukaryota; Viridiplantae; Streptophyta; Magnoliopsida; Cucurbitales; Cucurbitaceae. The record is from RefSeq and is a predicted model, not a curated record.
CAAAAAAGCUAAAGAAGGUGGAUUGGACGCCAUUGAAACUUACGUUUUCUGGAAUGCCCAUGAACCCAUUCGUCGUCAAUACGAUUUCUCUGCCAAUCUUGAUCUUAUUAGGUUCCUUAAAACCAUUCAAGAUCAAGGCCUUUACGCUGUUCUUCGUAUUGGCCCAUAUGUCUGCGCCGAGUGGAAUUACGGGUGUGUUUCUUUUGUUUUUUCCAAUGCUCUGUUUUUGUUGUUCUUCAUUGGAAAUUGAAUCUUAAUGUUUGAAAUUUACAGAGGAUUGCCGGUUUGGUUGCACAAUCUUCCCGGAGUUGAAAUCAGAACUUCAAAUUCUAUGUUCAUGGUAACAUUCUUUUUAAUAAUCUUCAUCCUCUGUUUUUUUUUUUGUAAACGCUUGUACUUUGUUUCUUACUUUACUUUUUGAAUAUGUAAAACAGAACGAGAUGCAGAACUUUACUACAAUGAUUGUGGAUAUGGUGAAACAAGAGAAUCUUUUUGCAUCACAAGGAGGACCUAUAAUUCUAGCUCAGAUUGAGAAUGAAUAUGGAAACAUAAUGUCGUCUUACGGCGAUGCUGGAAAAGCUUAUGUGAACUGGUGUGCAAACAUGGCGGAAUCAUUGAAUGUUGGAGUUCCAUGGAUCAUGUGCCAACAAGCUGAUGCUCCCGAGCCGAUGAUCAACACCUGCAACGGCUGGUACUGCGAUCAAUUCACUCCCAAUAGUCCUAAAAGCCCGAAAAUGUGGACGGAGAAUUGGACUGGCUGGUUCAAGAGCUGGGGUGGAAAAGACCCCCUCAGAACCGCCGAAGAUUUGGCUUUCUCCGUCGCUAGAUUCUUCCAACUCGGCGGCACUUUCCAAAACUACUACAUGUACCACGGCGGAACCAACUUCGAUCGGAUGGCUGGCGGUCCGUACAUCACUACAUCGUACGAUUACGAUGCUCCAUUGGACGAAUAUGGUAAUUUGAAUCAACCCAAAUACGGCCAUUUGAAGCAGCUUCACGACGCAUUGAAGUCAAUUGAGAAGGCUCUUGUCUCCGGCAAUGUUACCACCACUGAUUUGGGCGACUCUGUUUCAAUCACUGAAUAUGCAACCGAUGAAGGGACGAGUUGUUUCUUCAGCAAUGUGAACGUAACGACCGACACAACGGUGACUUAUCUCGGAAAGGACUUCAUCAUUCCGGCUUGGUCCGUCAGCAUUCUCCCUGAUUGUCAAGAGGAAGCUUACAACACAGCAAAGGUCAACACACAAACCUCUGUUAUGGUGAAGAAGGAAAACAAGGCCGAGGACGAACCCGAGGUUUUAGAAUGGACGUGGCGGCCGGAGAAUCUCGACGCCACUGCGAGAUUAGGCAAAGGACAUGUCUCUGCAAAUAUGCUCAUUGAUCAGAAACAAGCUGCAAAUGAUGCUAGUGAUUAUCUUUGGUACAUGACCAGUGUUCAUUUGAAGAAAAAGGAUCCCAUUUGGAGCAAUGAAAUGACUUUACGUAUCAAUGGAAGUGGACAUAUCAUCCAUGCUUUCGUCAACGGUGAACACAUUGGUUCUCAAUGGGCUUCUUAUGGAAUUUUCAACUACGUCUUUGAGAAACAAGUGAAAUUGAAGCCAGGAAAGAACAUAAUCUCUCUACUCAGCGUCACGGUCGGAUACCAGAACUACGGACCUCAAUUCGAUAUGAUCCAAUCCGGAAUCGUUGGUCCAGUUCAAAUAAUCGGCCGCCAUGGCGACGAGACAAUCAUAAAGGAUCUCUCCAACCACAAAUGGACAUAUGAAAUUGGAUUACACGGCUUUGAGAACAACUUGUUUAGUCCAGAAUCCCGUUUCGCCACAAAAUGGCAAUCGGAAAAUCUACCCAUGAAUAGAAUGAUGACAUGGUACAAAACUAGCUUUAAAGCACCGUUGGGGACCGACCCAGUUGCCUUAGACUUACAAGGGUUAGGCAAAGGAAUGGCUUGGGUGAACGGCCAUAGUCUUGGUCGAUACUGGCCAAGCUUCAUAGCCGAAGAGGGAUGCAGCGACGAGCCAUGUGACUACCGUGGCUCCUACGACAACAACAAAUGCGUAAGGAACUGCGGCAACCCGACACAACGGUGGUACCACGUUCCGAGAUCGUUCAUGAAUGAUGGGGACAACACGUUGGUUUUGUUUGAAGAAUUUGGAGGGAAUCCAUCAUUGGUGAACUUUAGAACCAUGUCAAUUGAGAAGGCUUGUGGUCAUGCUUAUGAGAAGAAGAGGUUGGAGUUGUCAUGCCAAGGAAAGGAGAUCUCAGAGAUAAAAUUUGUAAGUUAUGGUGAUCCAAUGGGUAAUUGUGGAAAUUUCUCAAAGGGAAGUUGUGAAGGGCAAAAUGAUGCUAUGAAGAUUGUUGAAGAUUUGUGUGUUGGGAAAGAAUCUUGUGUUAUUGAUGUCUCUGAAGAUACCUUUGGGGCUACUAAUUGUGCUGCUGGUCUUGUCAAAAGGCUUGCUGUUGAGGCUGUUUGUUAGGACAUACUUCUUCUUUUUAGGGUUUCAUCAGGGCAUAUUUUUUAGAUUCUUUAAUUUUUUUAAUUUUUUUUUUUUUUAGAGUUUCUGGUUUGAUGGUAUUCUUCCUUUUUAAUUUAGUUAUGAUUUCUUUUUUUUUUUUUUAUCAUUAUUAUUUAUGUUCACAUUUUUAAAUUUCACAAAUUUAUAAUAAAAAAGUUGGUCUAUAAUAUGGAUAGAUAAUCAUUUGACCUAAUUGACAUAAACUCAUAAUUAUAGACAUUUACAUAAGUUGAGGAACUUAUUAUAAUGCUUUAAGGAAAUAUGUAACACAAAAUUGAGGUAUAAUGUUUUUAAAAGCUUAAGGGGAUAUUUAAUGACACAAACUUGAAUUUGGGAACAAAAUUCAUAAACUUUUAAAAAAGCAAAAUAAAAAAAGUGUUGUGUGAUAUGAGGAAUAAAAUCAAGCUAAAAUCAGCUUUUAACAUGGUUUUUUGAUAUGUUUUUCCAAUGCUAGGAGAAUAUGCUAUGUCUCUCCUUUUUCUAGAUGAAUUGACACUAGUGGAUAUUUUUCGAUUUGUCUACAAACAUUGGAUUUGUUUCUCUCAUGUUUUUUUUUUUUUUUUUAAAUUUUAUUUUACAUCCCGACUCUGUGUAUUUGAGUGGACGACAUAAAAAUAAGGCUUUACAAUUUCUUUAAACCUACCCAUUUUUAUGUGUCCAUAACCAUAAAAAAAUUGAAUCUAACCAAACCAAAUAAAUUAAACCAUGAAGAUUAGAUCUCAUAAAUUUAAAAAAAAAAAAAUGGGGUUUUUAAAUAAAAUAAGAAGAAAAAUCCAAAAUUUUUUUCUUUUUUGACUUUACUCUAUUUAAUUAUUGUCAUAAACAAGAAAGUGGGUAAAAUAAUUUGUCACCCCACUGGUCAUUUACGUAUACAAUAAUCAAAAACCAAACUAUUAGCCGUGUCUAAGUUUCUAUAUACUUUGCUAUGGCUUUCGCCUUCUUCUUCCUCUUCCUCUUCCUCUACUAAUUUUUUUUUACCUAAAUUGCAAGAAUUCCAGUCGAAAAAAUCCCUCUGUUAAUGGGCGACUCCGACACCGUC